CCAAAAAUUUACAAAGAAUGCAACUCUACUUCCUUGGUUUUCUAAUCCUAACAGAAUUUCGGAAAAUUUACAAUCGGGCACUGGGGGAAAUAAAUCAAAACUUGUGAAGGAGAAAAAUUAGACAAGGAAUUGCGAUAAACUUCUGGCACAAAGAGAAUUGUGAAUAAAGAAAGGAAUAGCUAAGUCCAAAAGGCAUAGGGAUAUCGAGUGAAAAAUAGAAGUUCAAGAUUAUUUUUGUUUGCAGUGGUUGACGACAGAUAAGCAAUAUCCGAGGACGGAGGACCGUGGAAACAUUAAUAGUGAUGGAACCGCCUUGCACAUUUCACCCAUGCGAUGAGGCUGUGAUUGCGACUAAUGACGAUGCCAGCGAUUGUAAACGAUGUGCAGUUCGCUUGGGAUAUUGGAAAGACGAUUACAUUGGGCAUUUUGUGCGUAACCAGGAUCGAAAAGCACCCGAGAUUAAUCGUGGCUAUUUUGCCAGAGUAAAAGGUGUCGAGAUGUGUAUAGAAAAGUUUCUGAAGAAAACUGAUGGGAAUUGCCAAAUCAUAAAUCUGGGUUGCGGCUUUGACACCUUAUACUUUCGUCUGAGGGAUACCCCACAUCAAGUAAAAAAUUUUAUUGAACUAGAUUUUCCAACAGUCACAGCACGUAAGUGUUACACAAUCAAACGCAAUAAAGUUCUGCUGGCCAAAAUACAUGACGAAGAUGGCGAAGUUCGUCUAAGUACGACUGAUUUACACGGACCCAACUAUCACCUAAUGGGCGUCGACCUUCGCAACGUCGACGAGUUGGACAAUAAGCUCCAGCAAGCUGAAAUUGAUUACAGCCUUCCUACGAUAUUUCUUGCCGAGUGUGUGCUGGUAUAUAUUGAGGCACAGAAUUGUAAGAAUUUACUCAAAUGGAUAGCUAGUAAAUUCAAAACUGCUGUAUUUGUUAACUACGAGCAGGUUAAUAUGAACGAUAGAUUCGGAGAAGUCAUGUUGAACAAUUUACGCAGCCGUGGUUGCAGUUUAGCUGGCGUAGAGUCCUGCAUUUCUUUAGAUACGCAAAUGGGCCGGUUUCUGGAGUGCGGAUGGACAGGAAGUCGGGCUUGGGACAUGGUACAAGUUUAUCAAAGCAUAUCCCUUGCUGAGCGACAACGCGUUGAAAGACUGGAAAUGCUUGAUGAAGCUGAGCUUCUUAUACAGCUAUUCCAACAUUAUUGUCUUGUCAUCGCUUGGAUAGGAGAGCUUUUUCAAGACAUUGAAAUUACGGUGGAAAAACGUAUGUCAUCUCUAAACAUCGAUUAAAGGUGAAUGAAAAUUGAUGAAGAGAGAUGUCUAGUUGAACACUUAAUUAGUGCGAACAUCGCAUAGGCCAAGUGUAAUGCAUUGUAGGGAUUAAUAAUUCCUUACAAGAAAUGCUUAUUUAAAUCAGAAGCGCAUAUAAGUAGCUGCUACUAUUUUUAUAAAAGUUAUUUUUUAAUUAUAAAAUAAAAAGUUUCAGCGUUAUUUAUGUACUUUAAAAUUUUAACCAUGUAUACAUUGAACAAUAAUUUUUCUGUUUGUAAUGUAAAAGCAAGUUUGCAAGAGAUUUAUUCUAUGUAAUUUACUCACAUAUAUGUAUGUAUGUAAAAAUUGGUGAGCAACAAAAAAACCAAAUUACUUCAAAUGCUUCUAAGUGUUGACAAAAUUUUAUUUCCUUUAAUUCCCAAAUUUAUAUUUAUAUUUUUCCUUCAUCAAAAAUGUUAAUCUGAGCGUUUGUUGUGGUACUCAUUUAUUAAAACAAAAUCUAUUCAAGUACUAAUAAAACCAGGACAAGAUCCAAGAUCCAACAACCCGUAA
Anastrepha obliqua is the source of this 1823-nucleotide messenger RNA. Its product is annotated as leucine carboxyl methyltransferase 1. The record is from RefSeq and is a predicted model, not a curated record. Gene Ontology annotation, biological process: C-terminal protein methylation. The coding region runs from base 303 to 1289 and encodes 328 amino acids. Lineage: Eukaryota; Metazoa; Arthropoda; Insecta; Diptera; Tephritidae. Gene Ontology annotation, molecular function: protein C-terminal leucine carboxyl O-methyltransferase activity. Gene Ontology annotation, cellular component: cytosol. The transcript has 6 exons.